AUGCUCAACGUGGAGCUGAUUCUCCCCUGCUAUAAUUUUGACUUCAGAUGCAGCAGAGUCUUGGAGGUCAGUGACCCGUGGACCUGUCGUGAGAAGGACAAGGUCUGGAUGCAGCCGGUGUGGGUGGUGGGGGCACAGUCCUACCAGGCUGAUGGGAAGGAGCUGGUGAAGAUGAGGCCCAGGAGCCUGGUCUGCACUGCCCUCCAGCCUCCAUCUGUCCUCAGGGUGUCCCUGAUCCUCAUUCAUCCUGUCACCUUCACCCAGCUGGGUGCCGGAGCGGAUCUGCCUCCAGAUGCUUUUCUGGAAGCUCCCGUGGGCUUGACGAGCACCAACCACUUGACCAUGAUCACCAUGAGCCCUCACGGCCCAGAGCCACCCUCCUGCCGUGCUGGACAGGGCUCAUCCGAGCGGCUCCCUCAAAAUGCCAGUGAGGCCGAGGCCUGGGAGGAGCGCAGCCCCCCCCCGCGCGGGGACCCGGCGAGCAGAGACCCCCCGGGGGGCGCCAGCAACACCACCGGCCCCGGGGGGGCCACAGCGGGCGAGGAGCCCCCGGCAGGACCCCAGCUAGAGCCCCCCGAGGGGGGCACGGCGGCCACCACAGGCCCCUCGGCCAUCCCGGAGGGGUGCCGGGGGUGCAUCGGGGAGGGGGACACCAGCGCUUUGCCCCCCAAAUCCGGCUGGGCCGAAGACGGCCAAGCAGCGGUGACCUGGCCCGGCGCCGGGGGGACGGUGCCGGGGGCGCUGGGGACCCCCGAGGAGCCGGGGAGCGUGACCACCGACUCCGCCGAAUCCGACUCGCUGCCGGCGGCCGGGGGCUCGGCCGCGCCACAGACCCCCGUGUUGGGUGACCCGGGAGACUUGGGGGGUUCCCCAGAGUUCUGGGGGGGCUCCUCCAGCCCGGCCCCGGCGCAGGGGGCUCGCGGGCGGACGGAUCUGACCUGGCUGGAGGAGCCCGUCACCAUCACCCCGGACCCGGCCGAGCUGCCCACCGACCGGACGGCCGCGGAGAUCAUCGACGUCGACUACUACGACAUCUUCGAGGGGGGCGAGGGGCUGGGGGGCUUCCCCGGGGGCAGCCGGGGGGCGGCCGGCCCGGCGCGGCGGCGGGAGCCGGAGGGGGCGGCCACGCCCUGGGGGCUCCACGAGCUCUACGACGACUUCACGCCUUUCGACGAAGCCGAUUUCUACCCCACCACCUCCUUCUACGCCGACGGCGACGAGGACGAGCUGGAAGAGGAUGAGGAGGAGGAAGAAGACGAGGAGGAGGAAGAAGACGGCGGGCUGGAGGACGAGAACGGCCGCCGCCCCCCCGCCUCGGCCCUGCCUGGCGUCCAGCCGGCCCCGAGGGACCCCAGACCCACCGGCCGCCGCGACGGGGCCCCCCCGCAGCCCCCCGGGGUGUUGGGGGGCAGCCCCACGGCCCGGCCCCAGAACGGCUCCCAGUGCCCCAGCGGGUACGUGCGGCACAACAGCUCCUGCCGCUCCCUCUGCGACCUGGUCCCCAGCUACUGCCACAACGGCGGGCAGUGCUACCUGGUGGAGAGCCACGGGGCCUUCUGCCGGUGCAACACGCAGGACUACACCUGGCACAAGGGCACGCGCUGCGAGGCCAUUGUCACCGACUUCCAGGUGCUGUGCGUGGCCGUGGGCUCGGCUGCCCUGGUGGUGCUGCUGCUCUUCAUGCUCACUGUCUUCUUCGCCAAGAAGCUCUACCUGCUCAAGACGGAGAACAGCAAACUGCGCAAGACCAAAUACCGCACCCCAUCCGAGCUGCACAACGACAACUUCUCCCUCUCCACCAUCGCCGAGGGCUCCCACCCAAACGAUGAUCCCGGCGCUCCCCACAAGCUGCAGGAUUCCCUGAAAUCCUGCCUGAAGGACGAGGAGCCCUUCAACAUCCACAACUCCACGUCUCCCCGGCACGACGGCGGCAAAGGGGAGCAGGAGGGGGCCGAGCUCAACUGCCUGCAGAACAACCUGACGUGAGCUGCCGCCCCGGCUCAGCUCCCUGUCUUCUCAGUCGUUUCCCCCACUCCCUGGCAUGCUUUGGUGUGUUUUGUACAGAGGGAAGAACCCAGAAAACAGGCAAAAAAAAAGAACCAGAAGGCAGCGCCGAGGGCUGGAGGUGGUCCUUGGGCUCCUCGUGUCCCGGGGGGCUGGGGGGCUCGUGCUCCGUGGCUCUUGCUUGGGUUCCUGCAGCUGUGGGUUCUAAACCUUCUGCCCUCCUGCAAACAACUUCUUUUGUACUCUCACCCCAUUUUUUUUUUAAAUUUUUUUUUUGACAGACAAGUAAAAACGACACGAGGGGAAAAAAAAAACCAACCCUGCCACAGAAAAUGACAAAAACAAACAAACAAACAAAG
Molecule: messenger RNA, 2363 nt
Organism: Apus apus (common swift)
Lineage: Eukaryota; Metazoa; Chordata; Aves; Apodiformes; Apodidae
Gene: CSPG5
Product: chondroitin sulfate proteoglycan 5
Exons: 8
Coding region: 1-1986 (661 amino acids)
Biological process (GO): nervous system development
Source: RefSeq, a predicted model, not a curated record